AUGGAGCGUUAUGUCUUGUCGAUCGACCAUCUAGCUCGUUGCGAUGACGGAUCGGUGCAAGAUGCACAAUGCCUAGAGGCGGCAUUUGCUAAGCGGCCAAAAGUUGUUCGGUCGCCGCCUGGCAAAUUCAACCAUAUGGAGGCGGAAACGGUGGCUUUACCCGUUAAUAGCUCAGGAACGGCUGGAACACCGGCAUUGGCUCCCAGCAGCCCGGAGACAACCACCUCGCCAAAAGUUAUCUCAAAUGUGACGGAGUUAGACGAGUUGGGCUCACUCAUUUGGGAAAUGGACACCAUGUUCAACAAAGGCGAUGAUGGCAAAAAACCAGUGCGCCACAUAAACCUCGGCACGAAGAAUGCAAUAGUGCGAAUGAAAGAGCUGCACGAAAUGCUAUGCCAUAUAAUGAUAGGCAGCAAAGGCUCAAAGUGCGAAAUUGCAACUCAAACCUCGCCUCCUAAUGCUAUUAGGCUGAAAAACGGUGCGAAAAAGAUGGAUGCGAUAGGAAACACGCCCAAACGCCAGAGAGAAGACGUGGGCGCACAGCGCAACACCCCUUCUAAGCGACCCCGAGCAAUCGCGUUAAACACGCCACGCGGCGAUCCGGAGCCAGGUACUGGGCAGCGAGCCAUUGCGACCGAGCCGCAGGCAGCCCAUGGAGCGGCGGAAUGGCAGACUGUCUCAAGGAAAAGAGCGGGCAAGCCAUCCUUGAGGAAAUCUAGGCCGGAGGUAAUCGUAAUUAAGGCAAAAGAGGGCUGCACUUAUGCCGAAAUCCUGAGCCUAGUUACCAGAAGGCCAGACGGCAAGCUCGACGAGGUUAAAAAUAACGUCAAGAGGACGAGGAAAACGGCUACGGGCGAUCUACUUCUCGAGCUUAAGGGGAGUGGAAAUGCAAACAGCAGGAAACUGACUGAAGACUUGAGCCAAGUACUGGGCCACCAAGCUUCAGUACGAGCAGCUGGAGCCGAUGCGUGGCUGGAAAUGCGCAACCUCGACCAUUUGGCGACGGUAGAGGAAAUCAAAAAGGCCAUUAAUCAAAAAAUUGGCGAUGACGCUGGGCAAGUAAAUGUAAGGGGCUUGCGCAAGUCGUACAGAGGCAAACAGAUGGCUAUCUUGAACAUGCCGCGGACUAUAGCAGCCACAUUAUUGAGAGCAGGCUCCAUUGAAGUUGGCUGGGAUACGUGUCCGAUUCGAGAGAGGCAGGCUCAAAAGAGAUGUUACAAGUGCCUAUGCUUCGGCCACAAAGCAGAUAGUUGCACUAGCGCCAAAGAUCGCACGAACUGGUGCCUCAGAUGCGGCCAGACUGAUCACAAGGCAGCGACAUGCAACAACAACCCAGUUUGUUUUAAUUGCGUAGACGCAAAACGUAUGGAUGCGAGCCACUACACUGGUAGUCGCCGUUGCCCAAUGGACUUACUUGCGCAGUCAAUAUUAGAAUUGGAGAUCGAUUUGGCUAUCCUGAGUGAGCCGUACAGGACGCAGUCUAAUAACUCCUGGGCUGCAGACAUGACACACAAGGCUGCGAUCUGGAAUUGCGGAGCAAAUGGCCCGCCUUUGCAGCACAUUAAAUCAUCCAAAUGCUUCGUACGUGCGCUUAUCGGAGACGUGUGGGUCUACAGUUGCUACAUGGCACCUAGCCUCUCGUUACACGAGUUUGAAUCGGCAAUAGACCAACUCGCUAUGGAUGCUAGAGCUCUGGAUCUGGUAGUGCUGAAUUCUGGCUCGGAGCACACUUUCCAGCGAGCUGGCUACGGAUCUGUAAUUGACGUGACAUUUGCGAGCAGUCAGUUGGCCCAGCUAACCGAAUGGAAACUUUGCAGCCACUACACAGCCAGUGAUCACCAGCCAAUAACGCAAAUGCGCUUUCCUCAACUAACUGGUGACGCAAACAAUUGCGCCAAACUGCUGGUGGACGCGAUUUCAUCAGCUUGCGAUGCCAGUAUGGUGACCCGUAGGGGCCACACCAAACAGAAGACAGCAGUCUACUGGUGGAAUGCGACCAAAGAGGGGGCGAGAAAACGGUGCCUGCAAGCCAGACGCCAGUAUCAAAGAUCGCGCGGCAGAGGGGAUUUUACCAGCCUACAACUAGAGUUUCUUAGCAGGAGAAGCGAACUGCGACAUGCUAUUAAGGAAAGCAAAAAGAAAUACUUUCUCGAACUUUGCGACGCGGCUGAAAAUGACGUUUGGGGCCGGGCAUAUAAAGUGGCAAUGAGAAAAUUCAAAGCUUCCAAGCCAGCCACACCAGACGAAUCUCAAAUGCAGCUGAUAGUGGAAACAUUGUUCCCAGCCACUUCAGUAGUUGAACCAAGGUCGACCCUACACAGUGUAGCAACAGAUGCUUGCAACAUCAGUCCGGAAGAGGUACUUCAAGUAGCUGUCGGAAUGAACGACCACAAGGCCCCUGGUCCAGACUCAAUACCUAAUAAGGCACUUAAAUUGGCUGCCCGGCUUCACCCCGAUAAAUUCGCAAUGGUGUUCAACAAAUGUUUGGCAGAAGGCGUGUUUCCCACCAUUUGGAAACUCCAGGACCUUGUGCUACUCCCAAAGGCAAACAAGCCAGCAGAAGACCCAUCUGCAUACAGGCCGAUCUGCCUCUUGGACUCGACAGGCAAGAUGUUCGAGAAGCUAAUAGCGCUCCGUGUAGAAGCAGCCAUCCAACGGUCUGGCGAUCUGUCCCCGAUGCAGUUUGGUUUCAGAAAGGCUAAGUCAACAAUAGACGCCUUAACAGCAGUAGUCGACGUUGCUAGCAAAGCCAUCGAGGGACUACGGUGGAAGGGUGGCAGUAAAAAAUAUUGUUUGGUGACCACACUCGACGUCAAGAAUGCGUUCAACUCGGCGAAUUGGAGCAGAAUUCUACAUGCUUUGAGUUCAUUUCAAGUUCCUGAGUAUCUAAUUAUCUUAGUGGAGGACUAUUAUACUGUGGAGACCGUAUACUGCGAUAUAGCACACAAGGCGGCUCAAAAAUACACUUGGUACAAGGAGGAGUUCCACAGGGCUCGGUUUUGGGCCCCCUAUUGUGGAACAUAA
Molecule: messenger RNA, 3024 nt
Organism: Drosophila willistoni
Lineage: Eukaryota; Metazoa; Arthropoda; Insecta; Diptera; Drosophilidae
Exons: 4
Coding region: 1-3024 (1007 amino acids)
Molecular function (GO): zinc ion binding; nucleic acid binding
Source: RefSeq, a predicted model, not a curated record